Messenger RNA from Peromyscus eremicus (cactus mouse), 2434 nucleotides. It is a transcript of the gene Tnfrsf1b, whose product is annotated as TNF receptor superfamily member 1B. Gene Ontology annotation, biological process: positive regulation of membrane protein ectodomain proteolysis; positive regulation of myelination; regulation of T cell proliferation. Gene Ontology annotation, molecular function: tumor necrosis factor binding; tumor necrosis factor receptor activity. Gene Ontology annotation, cellular component: membrane. The coding region runs from base 63 to 1478 and encodes 471 amino acids. The record is from RefSeq and is a predicted model, not a curated record. The transcript has 10 exons. NCBI's taxonomy places the organism in Eukaryota, Metazoa, Chordata, Mammalia, Rodentia, Cricetidae.
AGCUAGAGCGCCGGGGAGCCACUAGAUCUCCAGGCACAAGGGCGGGAGCCACCGCCGCCCCUAUGGCGCCCGCCACCCUCUGGGUCGCUCUGGUCAUCGGACUGCAGCUAUGGGCCACCGGGCACACCGUGCCCACCCAGAUUACCUUGACACCCUACAUUCCAGAACCUGGAGUCACAUGCCAGGAACCAAAGGAAUACUACAACAACAAUGUUCAGAUGUGCUGUGCUGCGUGUCCUCCCGGCCAGCAUGUGAAACACUUCUGCACCAAAAUCUCAGACACAGUGUGCUCCGACUGUGAGGACGGCACGUACACCAAGCUCUGGAACAGGCUCUCCACGUGCCUGAGCUGUGGUUCUCGCUGUGGCUAUGACCAGGUGAAGACCCGUGCCUGUACUAAACAGCAGAACCGAGUGUGCGCCUGCAAAGCUGACAUGUACUGUGCCUUGCAAACAAAUACUGACAGCUGUCGACAGUGCCUGAGGCUGAGCAAGUGCGGCCCUGGCUUUGGAGUGGCCAGUACAAGAUCUGCAAAUGGAAACGUGGUGUGCAGGGCCUGUGCCCCAGGGACGUUCUCUGACACCACAUCAUCCACAGAUGUGUGCAGGCCCCACCGCAUAUGUAGCAUCCUCGCCAUUCCCGGAAAUGCAAGCACGGAUGCAGUCUGUGCACCCGAGUCCCCAGCCCUGAGCACCGUCCCAGGAGCAGUCUACAUAUCUCAGUCGGAGUCCACAAGAUCCCACCCCCUGGAGCCAGAGCCAGAGCCAGAGCCCAGCCAAACUCCAACCACCGUCUUUGUCAAAAGUGAACCGAGCACCACGGGUGGUAUCUCUCUUCCAAUCGGUCUGAUCGUUGGGGUGACAGCUCUGGGUCUGCUGGUGUUAGGGCUGGUGAACUGCCUCAUCCUGGUGCAGAAGAAAAAGAAGCCCUCCUGCCUACAAAGAGAAGCCAAGGUGCCUCACCUGCCCGAUGAGAAGUCCCUGGGUGCCACAGGCCUAGAGCAGCAGCACCUGUUGACCACAGCACCCAGUUCCAGCAGCAGCUCCCUGGAGAGCUCAGCCAGCGCUGGGCACAGGCGGGCGCCCCCUCGGAGCCAGCCCCAGGCAACGGCCACAGAGGAGGCCCGAGGGUCUCAGGAGGCCUGUGCAGGCUCCCGGAGUUCAGAUUCUUCCCACGGCAGCCACGGGACCCAUGUCAAUGUCACCUGCAUCGUGAACGUCUGUAGUAGCUCUGACCACAGCUCACAGUGUUCUUCCCAAGCCAGCACCACAGUGGGGGACACAGAUGCCAACGCCCCGGGAUCCCCGAAGGAUGAGCAGGUUCCCUUCUCCCAGGAGGAGUGUCCUUCUCAGUCCCAGUGGGAGACCCCAGAGACACUGCAGAGCCGUGAGAAGCCCUUGCCCCUUGGUGUGCCUGAUGUGGGCAUGAAGCCGAAUCAACCGGGCUGGUGUGACCAGGUUGCAGCCAAAGUGGCCUGACCCCUGCAGGGGCAACGCCCUGUGUAUGGACCCCCAAUUCUCCUAGACCCUCAACCCACAGGACUUUACAACUCUUUCUGGGCCCAUUUCCCUUAGUGACCUCCCCAGCCCCACUUGCAGGUCAAGUGAGGGUUGAGGCAGCCAGAGUGGCGGGAAACUCUUGCCAUGGUGUUCUAUGGGGCAGUCCCAGCAAAUCCUUGCUCUUCUGUGACCUCUGGAUCUCCUGGGCUCUGGCCUGAUUGUGGCUUCUGAGAGGUCCCAGGAUCUUUCCCUCCCAAGGAGCUAACAUCCUCAUCCAUACGCUUGGAGAAAGGAUAGUACAGCUCUUCAGCCUGAAUGAUGACAUCACAGGACAAUCCCAGCAGGAAAGGGGAAGUGGUGGCCUUGUAGGGCACAGGGGCCCUUGAGGUUAGUGCUAGACUCUUGGGAAGCACCCCCUUCCAAACUAUCACAGUUCUUUUGAUGCAAGAAUCAGAUGUACAGAGGCCCCGAUAGGCAAGGUUGCUCUGCUAUAAGGUGCUGGGGCUGUAACUCAGUGGUAGUGUGUGCUCUUAGCAUGCCCUGGGUUCGAUCUCAGCUCCACACGCAGAAAGUAAGUACAUGCAGCAAACAGCUGGUUUACGUCCUCUGCCCUUGACCUUCACUCCCGUGGGCACACAGAGGGUUCCAGUUCCUCCCUGCUGGCCUUCUAAGGAGCCCUUCCAAGGCCACACCUUCUUUUCAGGGAAUCUCAGGGACUGUAGAGGUCCCAGGCCCCUGCAGCCACCUGCCUCCUCCUACCUCAGCCUGGACCACUCCUUCUAACUCCCCAACUGCUUGGUACUGUACCCACUGUGACCCUGAGUGCAUGUCCAUGCUAUGCAUUGUGGAUUGGAACAGUGCAUGGCAUCAUUUGAACAGCCCAUCUGGAAGCAGCUGAAGCCAGCUGUUUUGCCAAAGGAUUCAUACCCAUUUUC